Molecule: messenger RNA, 1164 nt
Organism: Drechmeria coniospora
Lineage: Eukaryota; Fungi; Ascomycota; Sordariomycetes; Hypocreales; Ophiocordycipitaceae
Product: bZIP transcription factor
Exons: 3
Coding region: 1-1164 (387 amino acids)
Cellular component (GO): RNA polymerase II transcription regulator complex
Molecular function (GO): transcription cis-regulatory region binding; DNA-binding transcription activator activity, RNA polymerase II-specific
Source: RefSeq, a predicted model, not a curated record
AUGUCACAUCUCAGGGAAGCCGACCCUGUCCUGUCCCUCACGCUCUUCCCUCACCUUCAUUCUUACUGCCUUUGGGCCUUUGCCAUUCUGCCUUUUGCCCUUUACCAUCCAUCGAGUGACCCGAACGACGGAAAAUUACAGGAAGAAAAGCAAAGGGGCAAAAGCUGCAAGGCAUCCUCCAUGGACUACUCCGGCCAGUACCAGUUUCCCCAGCAGGCAUAUCACCACCAGCCGUUCGUGCCCUUGACGACGGCGCAGCCAGGCCCCUCUGACGGCGACUUCAACAACGCCUCGUCUGCGCAUGUGCUGACCCUGCCGACUCCCGGACAGGACCCCUUCGAUGGCAUGCAUGCCGCUGAACAGUUCCAACCCUUUACUUUCCCCAAUGACUUUGGCAACCUAUCUCAUCACAGCUUUUCUACCCCUCCAACCUUACCAGUCGACUGCUCGAGCGGCUUUGACAGGGACCAGCAACUGCAGCAGCAGCGCCAUCACCAUCACCAUCUUCUGCCUUCUCCGCGUCACCAGCCUCGUGGGAGCACCAGCACCAAUGGAGCCAUGACUGCUGACCAGGGCGUUGCGACCCCCGAGGAUGGACCCUCUGCCCGGACAGGCAGUGACGAUGACGAGAACUUGACGCCGGCUCAGUCGCGGAGGAAAGCCCAGAACAGAGCUGCCCAGCGAGCCUUUAGGGAGAGGAAGGAACGGCACGUCAAGGACCUAGAAGCUAAGCUUGCCAACCUCCAGGCCGCGCAGCAGAAGACCGAGGUGGAGAACGAGCGGCUGAAACGCAACCUCCAGAAGGUGUCGACGGAGAACGAGAUGCUGCGCGCCACCUCGUCGAUGGGUAUGGGUGUUCAAGGCACCCACGCGCCGGAACCACCGACAGAUACAAGCUUCAAAGUGGUCCAAAAUGACGAGAGCAAGCAGCUCCCCAUCGACCCGUCGGAUGACGUCGAUCGAUUGCUUCCCUUGGGCGCCACCUGGGACUUCAUCAUCACCCAUGACCUGUUUAAGCGAGGCCUCGUCGACAUUGGCCAAGUGACUGAGCGCCUCGCGUCCUGUGCCCGCUGCAACGGCCAGGGCCCGGCCUUUACGGAGCGGGACAUCCUCCGCGCCAUGGAGCUGAGCGUUGGCAGCGGCUCGGAUGAUUUGUUAUCAUAA